AAACCCAUUUCAGCGGGUACCGUUAUCAACCUCUUUGGUAGGCACACGCUAGGCUACCGUGUUCAGCCUGAGUAUCACCUAAAGAAACGUCCGACGGAGAUCCUGCUGAGAACAGUCAUCAUGACCGUAGACUACCUCCGAGUUAUAUUCACUCUGGUGUUUACGUUUUCGGUCUUGGCCGUGGCAGCGAAUCUUCUGGUGAUUCUGGUCUUCGCUGGAACUAGACAUCUCCGCAUUAAGUACUACGCUUUCGUCUUUAAUCUUGCGCUGGCCGACCUCGGUUUUGCCUCAGUGGCGUCGGUGUAUCCCUGGUAUAAUAAGAACUCCACUGUCGAAGAUUUACUGCAGAUAUGCUCCAUCGUCAAUGCCUUGACGGUCCUUGCUGUCGCCAUCAACCGCUACCUCGCCUUGUCCCUGAUGCCACCGUCGCGCUAUGACGCUCUUGUGAAAUCAGUUCGAUUGUUCAUCGUUUGUGUUCUCAUGUGGUGUUUUGCCAUCGGCGUUACUGUUCCUCAAAUGCUCGGUAGUACUAUUAACAGUUUCGACGUCUUCCAUGCAGUCGUCAGAUCUAUAGGGGAAAUAAUCGUUUGGUCCAUCACUACGGUAGUGUAUGUACUCGUGUUUUUCAAAAUCAAACGCUACGCGCCGCCUCUUGCAGAAAGUCCGGCUAUCGACACCGACGUCGAGCAGAACGAUACUCGAUACCGCCAGACGCGUCGCAUGUUGGUCACUUUCUCGAUCAUAUGCGCUGUGUCUCUAGUUUGCUGGAUACCAGCUGACGUCAACAUACUAAUCGUUUUCUACAACCAAGACAUUCUUCAGGUCAACUGGGGGUUCAGAGUCUAUUACGCCGUCGCACUUCUUGUGUACAGUCUGAACGCACUGGCCGAUCCAGUGAUUUACUGGUGGCGACUGCCGGGCUUUCGUGAGGCCGCCUACGGCUUAGUCUGUCGCUGCUUUCGAAAAGACCGAUCAAACGAUUUAAAUGUGAGGUCUGGAAAUGAGCACACGAUUACAGACACAGCAAUGUAAAAAAUAAUCGUUUAGAUAAUUUACAGGGGUGUAGGGUUUCAAAAUUUUGUUCAAAU
Messenger RNA from Acanthaster planci (crown-of-thorns starfish), 1088 nucleotides. RefSeq names its product tachykinin-like peptides receptor 86C. The record is from RefSeq and is a predicted model, not a curated record. NCBI's taxonomy places the organism in Eukaryota, Metazoa, Echinodermata, Asteroidea, Valvatida, Acanthasteridae. Gene Ontology annotation, cellular component: plasma membrane. Gene Ontology annotation, biological process: G protein-coupled receptor signaling pathway. Gene Ontology annotation, molecular function: G protein-coupled receptor activity.